AUGACGAAUAAGAAUAAGAAGAAGAAGAAAGAAGAUACAACGAGUACUACGACAACGACGAGCACAACGAGCACGAGUACUACAACGACUAAAACAAACAAAAAUUAUAAUCCAAGUAAAUCGGUUUCACCAUCAUCAUCUCCUUCACUUUCAUCUUCUGUUGCUGCUGCUACUAGUAAUAAUAAGAAUAAUAAUAACAGUAAUAAGACCGUUACAAAAAGUAAAGAUUCAAAUUCAAAUUUAAAUCAAUCAAAAAAGAAAGAUAAAGACAAAGAUAUUAGUAGAAGCAGUAGCACGACUACUACGAGCAGCAAUGGUGGGUCAAUAGGGAAAACAGAAAAUCCCAAGAAUACAGGUGACAACACAUCUAACCAAACUAGUAAUAUAUCGGGUGGUGUGCACGUGACAAAAUCAAAAGCGAAAAAACAAGUGGAUGAUGAUCAAGAUGAAACAUCGACUACUUCGACCACCUCUACCACUUUACCGCCACCCCGACAAGACAAGAAAAAGAAGAAAAAAGGAGAUGAUCCUAAAAAGGAUGCUCCACACGGAUCCACCAACAACAAACCUGGAAACAACAAACAAACAAAUAAUCUAAACAACAAUGGGACAAAUAGAAUUCCCAAGCUUAAAAACAAGGCCAAUCAUCCUAUAGAUGGGGAUGAUAAUGAUCAAGAUAAUAGUGAUCAAGAGGAAGAAGAAGAUCAAGAAAUUCUUACUAGUAAGAAGAAAAAUAAGAAUAAUAAUAAUAAGGAUUCUUCUUUACAAACAUCAACCACCUCUACCACUUCUACAACCAUUUCUAAAUCCAACAAAACAAAUAAUAAUAAUAACAAUAACUCCAAAUCUAAUAAUAACAAUAAUAAUAAUAACAAUAAUAAUAAGAAUUAUAGUAAUACCAAAAAUAAUAAGGAUCAACAACCACCACCAACACCACCACCACCAGUUGAACAAAAAGAAUGUAUUAUAUGUGUUGAUGUAGUAACUGAUGAAUCAACUAUAGAUGGAUGUAGUCAUACAUUUUGUUUUGAAUGUAUCCUGGAAUGGAGUAAACAAGUGAAUCGGUGUCCGUUGUGCAAGGAGAAAUUCAAUCUGGUCAAGAAAAAGGUUGCCACUAGGGGAUCGCGUAGUAUGGCCAAGGUCAAGGACAAGGAACAACGUGCUGAAUACUCUGAAGCGGAACUGCGGGCAUUGCUUGGAGACGAUUAUGAUUCUGACGAUUCAGAUGACUCAGAUUAUGACCCAGAAGAUGAUGACUAUGACUAUGACGAUGACUUUGUCGUCGAUGAUGAUGAUAGUGACGAUGAACGAGUCGCUACCCGUAACAACAACAAUAAUAAUAAUAAUAAUGACCCCAACUUUACCAACACUGGAUUGGAAACUUAUAUACAAAGACUGUUCCCAUCAACAGGUACCACUCGUUUGACGGUUACUAUCAACCCAGUUGCCGAGUAUGUCCGUAACCUACUUCCACACUCGCUUCGAUUCCUUUCUAAUAAUAGUGUGCUCGUCAAUACUCUUCAACGUCAAAGUGCCAAUCAGACAAACACCAACAUUCUUGCUAGACGUCAGUACCGUACCACACUCAAUAAUCGUGGUCGUCCAGUUGUCCAUUUAGAUGAAGAUACCAUUGAUGUAGAUGAAGAAGAUGAAGAGGAAGAAGAAGACAGCCAUGAUAUUGUUGAUUUGGAUGACCUUGAAAGUAUGUCUGAAAGUGAAAUGGAAAGAGAAGAAGAAAACGAUGGUUACAAUGAAAUGUGGGAGGAAGCUGAAGAGGAUUCUGCCGAUGAAGAUGAUCUUGAAGGUCAUCUCAAUAGAGAAGACUGUGAAGGAUGUGGAGAAUGUGACAAUUGUUUGGAAGGAAUUGAUUUGACCAGUGAUGGUGAAAGACAUGCCGACUCUGACAAUGACGUUGGAUAUUAUACCACUACAACCACUUCAACAGCUUCUCAAUCACUCUCUUCAUCUCCUUCAUUAUCAUCGUCUGGUAUCGAUGUUGAUGAUUCAGAUUCCGAUGUACAAAUAAUUAAAAAGAAAACAAAUAGACGUAGACAAAUCAUUGAUGAUGAUGAAGAAGAAGAAGAAGAAGUUGUACCACAAACAAAGAAAAUGCCAACCAUCAUCGAUGAAGAUAUUAUCUUUUGUGAUGAAGAAGAAAAAGAACAAGAAGAGGAAGAGGAAGAAGAAGAGAUUAUCGUUAAAAAGAAACAACAACCCAAACGUAAAUCAAUGGUCGAUGAUAGUUUUGAUAUCACUACCGAAGAUGAAAGUAUUGAUCUCGACAAUGAAGAAUCAGAUCAAGAAGAGGAAGAGGAAAUCAUCCAUAAAAAGAAAAAAAUUAGUAGUAAAGAACAACAACAAAAAGAAUUGAAAAAAAAAAGUAAUUGUAUCAACUCCAACAAAGAAGAAAUCAAAAUCUAA
Messenger RNA from Cavenderia fasciculata, 2421 nucleotides. RefSeq lists its product as uncharacterized. Bases 1 to 2421 code for a protein of 806 amino acids. NCBI's taxonomy places the organism in Eukaryota, Evosea, Eumycetozoa, Acytosteliales, Cavenderiaceae. The record is from RefSeq and is a predicted model, not a curated record. The transcript has 2 exons.